This is a messenger RNA of Pangasianodon hypophthalmus (striped catfish), 2569 nucleotides long. RefSeq names its product drebrin-like b (gene dbnlb). Gene Ontology annotation, molecular function: actin filament binding. The record is from RefSeq and is a predicted model, not a curated record. Gene Ontology annotation, biological process: positive regulation of axon extension; postsynaptic actin cytoskeleton organization; neuron projection morphogenesis. The transcript is spliced from 15 exons. NCBI's taxonomy places the organism in Eukaryota, Metazoa, Chordata, Actinopteri, Siluriformes, Pangasiidae. Gene Ontology annotation, cellular component: postsynaptic membrane; postsynaptic density; plasma membrane. Bases 142 to 1542 code for a protein of 466 amino acids.
CGUGAUGACGCAACCUCGAGCGCUUCCGGUAGGCGUGGCUCAGCUCCCCAGCUCCCGAGUCUCACUGUGCUGUGUGUAAACCUUGUUUUCAGUUAAGGACUCGGUUUAUUUGUAUUAUUAUUAUUAUUUUUUACACUUAGAAUGGCUGUGAAUUUGAGUAAAAACGGUCCAGCGCUCACAGCCGCCUAUAAAGAGGUGGUGGAUGAGAAAUCCGAGACUAACUGGGCCUUGUUCACCUACGAAGGCAACACCAAUGAUAUCCGGCUGGCCGGUAAAGGGGAGGAAGGGCUGGAGGAGCUGGUGGAGGAGUUGAACAGCGGGAAGGUGAUGUACGCAUUCUGCCGGGUCAAAGACCCCAACUCCGGCCUCCCUAAAUACGUCCUGAUCAACUGGACUGGCGAGGGUGUGAAAGACGCCAGGAAAGGACUGUGUGCCAACCAUGUUAGCUCCAUGGCUAAUUUUCUGAAGGGAGCACAUGUGACUAUAAACGCUCGUGCAGAGGAGGACGUGGAACCCGAAUCCAUCAUGCAGAAAGUGGCCAAGGCUUCAGGAGCCAAUUACAGUUUCCACAAAGAGUCCAACCGCUUCAGAGACACGGGACCACAGGGGCCUGUGGGUUCUGUGUAUCAGAAGACCAACGCAAUGUCCGAAAUCAAGAGAACCAACAAGGAUAACUUCUGGGCGCAGGCGGAGAAAGAUGAGGAGAAGCGCCGUCAGGAGGAGAAGAAGAAGGUGGCGGAGGAGCGGCAGCAGCUGGAGAAGGAGAGGAAAGAUCGGGAGGCCAAGGAGGCGACGCUGAGGGAGAGGGCGGCCAAAGAGAGAGCCUCCCAGAUCGACGAGCAGAGGAGGUACCAGCAGCAGCUCGAGAGUCAGCAGAAAAAACAGCAGGAAGAGGAGGAACCGGCCGCCAGACCCAAAGGCUUUAAGCGUGCAGAAUCGGUGGAAAAAGCCAAUGAGGCUGCUGCUCUCAUCUCCCAGCGUUCUGUGAACCCCAGAGAAAUGUUCCAGCAGAGGGAGAAAGGCAUAGCAGCCAGCAACACAGACAACACACCAUCCAGCCCACAGCCUGGGCGGUUGAAAAGCCCUUUUCUGUCUAAGCAGCCUUAUGAGCCUGAGCCGUCUCGCUCUCCUGUGCGCCAAGCCUCACCUGUACGAGCCACAGAAACCAGAGUUGUGGAGUCUCACACUGAUUACGAGGAACCAGAUGCUGAUGCAGAGUACGAAGACGUGGAUGUGGUCAGUGAACAGUACAGCUCUCAUGUGGAACAGCAGCAGUAUGAAGCAGCAAAGGAACCGGAGAACCUUUAUGAGGAGCCACAACAGGUGGAGGAGCAGAACGUGUAUGAAGAAUCAGACACGGGUGAUCGUGGUACCUGUGCUCGAGCACUGUACGACUACCAGGCAGCCGAUGACACGGAGAUCUCCUUCGACCCGGACGACAUCAUUACCGGCAUCGAAAUGAUCGACGAAGGCUGGUGGCGAGGCUACAGUCCGGACGGCCAUUUUGGAAUGUUCCCGGCCAAUUACGUCGAGCUCCUCUAAGUGGCUCAACCAAUCACGUCUGGGCGACAUUGACGUUGCCCCGCCCACAUUUAGUCACGGGUCCGUUAUUUGUAAUUGGACAGACUGCAACAAAAACCAUUGAUCAACAAAAGAAAAGAACUCCAAUGAAACUCAGUUACAGACUCGACUUUUUGUACUUUCUUUUUUUUUUUGCCGUUAAACAUUCCCUUAAAAACAUUAAUACUGUGCUCACUGGCUAACAAGAGAAUUGUGUGUGUCAUGGAGUAAAUAGUUGGUGUUAUUUUAUCAUGUUAACCUCAAAUAUUCCAUGGAUCACUUCAGCAUUUGUGUUUUAUAUUCCUGUACUAUUCAAUAUUUUCCUUUUUUUUCCCAAUCUGGACCAAUUCCUGUUUGAGAUGAUGACGUUUCAGUAUCAUUGGAAAUAACACAGCUAUUAGGAUUAGAGAGAUUUACUUCUGGCGUGAGCUCUGAAGUCUUGUUUUGCCUUGUUUUUGCCUUUUCUGCACAUUUUGGAGCAGUGAAAUGCCUCAGCUGAUGAUCUGAACACAGGUGCUCGAGGAAACUCUAUCACUAGUCUGAUUAUUUUCCUGCGUUUCUUAGCAUUUAAGGGACUAAACUGUCACGCUAAUCCGACGCACCUUAGCAUAGCCUUCCUGUCUGCUCUGAAAUGUGGAAAAAAUACUGUGAUUUUCUUUUUCUUCUUUAAGUUUCAGGGAACAAUCAUUCAACCAUUUUCCUCUUGCCCUUAAGUCAUAAACAGAUUUAUUUUUUUUUUGGCUACCCUUUGCAUUGACUUUUUUUUUUUUUCUUUUCUUUUUUUAAUUAAUUUACACCACAUUUUGUCAAUUUGCACAGCUCUUGAAAACCCACACGGUUAUUUGCUGUGCCAAUAGGAGUGCGACUGAGUGAAAAUGAUGUUUUAUUUUUUAAAAAUGUAACAUUAGAUUGUAUGGAGAGUGAUCAUCUGACCACCAGCGGGAGCCUGGUUCCUUCAGAUUAUUGUGAUCUUUAAUCAGAAAGAUGAAAUAAAGGAAGUGAAAAUGCA